Messenger RNA from Sitophilus oryzae (rice weevil), 1026 nucleotides. Its product is annotated as protein-lysine N-methyltransferase EEF2KMT. The coding region runs from base 1 to 1026 and encodes 341 amino acids. The record is from RefSeq and is a predicted model, not a curated record. NCBI's taxonomy places the organism in Eukaryota, Metazoa, Arthropoda, Insecta, Coleoptera, Curculionidae. The transcript has 4 exons.
AUGCAUAAUUCACCUUCGCCGCCACACGGUACAAGCAUUCUUGAACAAGCUUCAGUUUAUGCCGCGAAAAAGAAGAAGGAAGUCCGCGAAAAAGAAGAAGGAAUUCUGAAGAACAUCGAAGAAUUUUCUUUAGCUGAUCAGGAACUUUUAUUAAACGUAACAGUGAAUUCAGAUCUUGUCCUAAAGUAUCCUUUAAAACUAGAGUAUCAAAAGGCAUUUUUGAAACUGAUUCUUGGGAAAUUAGAAAAAGGCAACUUGAAAGGGUCGAUUGAAAUACAUGAUGACUUUUAUUCGGCUUAUGGAAGGAUAAUAUCAAGAAAUGAGUCAAAUUCUGAGUAUUUUAAACACUAUGUUGUUGAUACUGAUGUAAUAUCUUUAAAGGAAAACAUAAACUUAAUAUCAGAAGGGACAACAGGAUUAAAAACAUGGCAGGCAUCUCUAGCUCUUUCUGAGUGGGCUUUGAAGAAUAAGAAUUAUCUCAAAGAUAAAACUAUUCUGGAAUUAGGAUCAGGAAUAGGCUUAACUGGACUUGUAAUUGCACUGAAGUGUAUACCUAAGAAAUAUAUCUUCUCUGAUUGUCAUAUUUCUGUUUUAAAAAACUUGUGUCAGAACAUUGUAACAAACACUAGUGAAAAUCGUGAUAACUUUAGGCUUGAAGAUAAUGUGGUUCUGGAAGUUGAAUUAAAAAGUAGUGUUAAAUUAUCAGCUUUAAAUUUACCUUGGGAAGAAGUAGACUUAAGUAUAUGUAACAAGAUUGGGAAUAUUGAUAUAAUACUUGCAGCAGAUGUAGUGUAUGAUAGUGAUUUGUUUAGUUCCUUACUAAAUUCACUGCAGUGUUUUGCUAAAUAUUGCAAAACUAAAGAUAUUAUUUUUGCUUGUACUGAAAGAAAUCCCGAGACUUUAAACAGCUUCUUGAAGUGUAUUGGGGAACAUUUUGUUGUAACUGAAGAAAAGUGUCCUGCUCAACAACAUUUUAUUUGGAGUCCUACACCUCAAGUUAAAUUUUUCAGAUUUAUUUUAAAAUAA